Messenger RNA from Hordeum vulgare subsp. vulgare (domesticated barley), 710 nucleotides. RefSeq lists its product as uncharacterized. Bases 227 to 541 code for a protein of 104 amino acids. The transcript has a single exon. NCBI's taxonomy places the organism in Eukaryota, Viridiplantae, Streptophyta, Magnoliopsida, Poales, Poaceae. The record is from RefSeq and is a predicted model, not a curated record.
AUAGAUAGAUAGAUACAGGGCUGCUAGCUAGAGAUAGAUAGACGAUAGGGGCGUCACUUGUGCCUGGCUGCAUGCAUGACGCCAACUACAGCGCUAGCAUAUGUACCUGGAGCUUUGUCUGUGUCCAUCGUGCACAGCACACCCAAAACCAAAAGGUCCAAACGGAACGCAGGACGAAGCUGCGAGCCGUGGCAUGUCAUAGCAACGGCCGGGGACGAGGAGAAGAAUGGGGGAGGGCGCGCCAUGCAGCCUCAUGCCACGGCGCCGGGGGCUAGUGCGGUGGCGCGGCCUCGGCCUCGGCCGGCGCCGUAAGCUCCACGUCGCCCGGCUCGGCGGCGGCGGCGGCAGCGGCACGGCAGGCGGUGGCCGUGGCCGCGGGCUCCUGCGGCGGCUCCGACUGCGCUGGCUCCGGCGUGCCGUCCGCAAGCUGGCCGCGAUUUACAAGGCGGCGCUGGCAGGGCCGGGGGCACCGUGGGUCGGCGUGGAGCCCUGCUUCGCCACGCCGUUCGUCUUCGUCCCCAACGCCCGGCCCUUCCUGUGAUGCCACCGGCCGGCGCAGAGCUUCUAGGCAAGGGGAAACCGAUCGAUUGCCGGCGGCCGUGAUCUCGGCAUCAUUUCCAUGCAUGCGCGAAGCUCUGCUUGAUUUCUGUCCUUGCUGUUUGUUAAUUUCGCUUUGAUGCAAAAUAAGAAAAGAAAAGGUAAAUUCAGUA